Lactuca virosa is the source of this 384-nucleotide messenger RNA. NCBI's taxonomy places the organism in Eukaryota, Viridiplantae, Streptophyta, Magnoliopsida, Asterales, Asteraceae. The record is from the annotation of a GenBank genome assembly.
AUGGCAUCCGCCUCAGCCUCCGCCACUCUAUCUCCGGUCAACUUGACGGUGGUUGCUCCCACCCGCUCUUCCGGGAGAACCACCUCAACCAAAGUCACUUACAUCAAGGGACUCAACUCAUUCGGUGGCCUUAAAGCUCAGAACACCGUCGCUGCAUUAGGACUCCCCGUUUCUACCGAACAGCAAUUCGCAAACUUUGUUUACUCAAUGAAGAAGCCAUCAUCCAAGAAUAUCGCCGGCGGUGGUGGAGCACUCAGCUCCACCUGCAAUGCUGCCGCUGAGAUUUUCCAGAUAGCAGCAAUUAUGAAUGGACUUACUCUUGUUGGAGUUGCAGUUGGUUUUGUUCUUCUCCGAAUCGAAGCAGCUGUUGAAGAGGCAGAGUAA